GAGAACAUGCAGAGAGAGUAACCUGAGCUCAGGUAUUGUACAUCAAAUCAUUGUAUUAAGAAACAAAAUAGUAUACAGUACUAAGAUUUCCUACAUUGUUAUAUAAAGUGUUACUGCUUUUGCUGAAGUGCUAUUAAAAUAGGUCUAAAGAAAAGAAAAUGAGAAAUGACAAAGAGCAGCAGCUCAUCAGUCAUGCAGUGGAGAGAGUAUAUUUAAUUCCAUGCACACUUUCUCCGUCUACCCAUCAGCAUAGCGCAGGUUGAUUCUGCCAUGGGGACAGAGAUUUUCACUAUUGAUUUAGUUUAAAUCAACUACAAUUUCACCUCUGCGCUCUUGUUCAGUCAUUCAGCUGUCUGGGUUUUUCACUUGUUAUGCUCUCUGUGGGUUUCAAACAAUGAUAGAAUGACUACUACAGGUAAACUGUGCUGUUAUCCAAGCAUUUGCAGACAAAUCAAGACACAAAAGAUGAAAAAAAUAAUGGCGUCCUGGAGCCGUGACUCAUUUGAAUCUUUGCAACAUGCUCUCACAUAAUACAUGAAAGAAUAUUAUUCAUAUUAUACAAUAUAUGAUUAAAAAAAAAAUGUAUCCACCAGAUUUAAACAUUUACAUUUUGAAGCUAGCUUCAUCUUAUUGGCAGACAACAAUAUGGAUAGCUUAACAGAGUCCAGAAAAAUAUGUGUCUGAGAAAAGAUUGCAUUCACCUUUAGGGUCAGCAGAUAGCCGUCCAAAAACUUGCACCAUGCAUGAAUUUUGAAUAGUACUCAAAUGUGCAGACACAAUACAAAAGACCUUUUCUGAAGGUCGGCGGGUUUUCUUCACUUCCCGUGAGCUGAAUUCACCUCUUAAUGAUAAAGACUUCCAUCACUUCACAGUAAAGACUUUCAUUAAACAUCUAAAAGGCCAUGUCUUGGCAUGGCAUUUAGAGAUUUAGAAUGAAUGUAAUAGAAAAAUAAAAGAAAGUUGAGUCUCACAUUGUUCCAGUUCAGCGCAUACCCUAAGGCAAUAACAACAAAGGACAAAUGCACCAUUAAUGAGUUAGAGUUGAACUUGCUUUCUCUUUUUCCUCCUCAGUUCAUUCCAGAUCUGAGAAUUUAUGCUUGUGAAUUGUGAAAGAGCGGAAUACUGGACUGCACCUUCUUCUUGAAAAGACAAUGCAGCAUGUUUAUGUAAGCUACACAAGCCUUGGUGACAAUGAACAACAUGGCAUACAGCACGCCGGUGAAAAAAACACACAGGAGAAGAUAAUUAUCUCUAAUGAACGCCCCUGGAAACCGUGGCAGCCUGCCCGAUCACAGAUCACAGGGUGUGUGAGGCGUGUUCAGACCGCUUUGCUCUCUUUGGCCGGGUUGGAGUGGUACUGUUAUGCUGCCUUGGGAGUCCUCACUGCUUUUAUGAGCUUCUGUAUGGACCUGACAAUAGGCAAGCUCCUGCGAGCCCACCAGUGGCUAUAUGACUGUCUGGAGGGUAAUAUCCUGCUGCAAUUCCUGUGCUGGACACUGUACCCUACCUGCCUCUGUGCUCUCUCAACCAGCUUCUCUCACAGCAUCUGCCCCCAGUCUGCAGGCUCAGGACUGCCUGAGAUUAGGACCAUCCUCUCAGGUGUGCAGUUGGCAGACUAUCUCUCUCUCUCAAAUCUCUUUGCUAAACUCAUUGGUCUUAUCAGCACACUGUCUGCAGGUAGCACUGUGUUCCUUGGAAAAGUGGGUCCAUUUGUCCAUCUGUCAAAUAUGGUGGGAGCAUACCUGUACCGUCUGUAUGCCUCUGCUUGUGGUGAAAAGCAGAGGAGAACUCAAGGAGAGAUGUUGGUUGUGGCGUCAGCGGUGGGCAUAGCCAGCUGUUUUGGGGCUCCAAUCAGCGGAGUGCUUUUCAGUAUUGAAGUCAUGGGCAGUCACUAUUCCGUGCGAGAUUACUGUCCAUGUUUCUUUGCUGCAGUCUGCGGAUCCCUCACUUACCGUCUUCUCUCUGUGUGCAGCAGAGAACAAGAAACAGUGCAAGCUGUGUUUAAGACCACGUUCCCAAGCGAGAUCCCAUACCAGCCACCUGAAAUAUUGAUUUUUGCUUUCCUGGGACUGCUGUGUGGAGCUAUAAGCUGUGUUUACCUCUACAGCCAUCGGUGGAUUCUCCGUUUUGUCAGAACAAACAAAUUCAUCAGCAGGUUCAUGGCAACAGAAAAGACAUUAUAUUCAGCAACCGUAGCAUUCCUUCUGGCAUCAGUGACCUUCCCUCACACGGGAGGAUCUUUCAUAGCUUCCCGGCUCUCGAUGAAACAGCUACUCUCCUCCUUACUAGAUAGCACUCAGUGGAACUUAAUUUCCCACAAUACCACAUUAGCGCGGGAAUCCCUUCAUUCCUUUUGGCAAGAGUGGAGUCCACCUGGAUACAGUGUUUAUCACACACUUGGAUGCUUCAUUCUCAUUAAGCUUUGGCUGUUGGUCUUGGCCUGCACCUUACCACUGCCUGCUGGCUACUUCAUGCCUGUCUUCAUUUACGGUGCUGCUUUAGGCCGUUUGCUGGGUGAGGGAUUGGCCUAUCUCUUCCCAGAUGGAAUCUCAUCAGGGGAGAGGCUGAGUGUGAUAAACCCAGGGGGCUACGCUUUAGUGGGAGCAGCAGCGUUUGCAGGGGCUGUGACACACACGUUGUCACCUGCUCUUUGUGCUCUGGAGCUAACUGGGCAGUCCACUCAUGUUGUCCCUAUUCUGACAGCCACACUGAUAUCCAAUGCUCUGGCACGCUCUAGGCAUCAGCCAUCCUUCUAUGAUGGUAUAUCGCUCAUUAAGAAACUGCCACACCUGCCCUCUCUUAUCAGGGCCUGUCCAAAACUGUCCUCAGUCCAGAUUAGGCAGUUUGUGGUGCCAGUAGGGGCUGUACUCCAGCGAGCCGAGGGAGUGACGGGAGUACAGCAUAUCCUGAACUCCAGCAAAGAAAAUGAGUUCCCCGUAGUUGACACACAUGACUCUCUCACACUUCUAGGAACCAUCACGAGAGCACAGCUGCAGACUUUCCUGCUCUCAAACCAAAGUGAGGAUUUGUGCAAAAGCCUGGAGGAUGAGUGCUCUAUUCAACCUGUAAAGCUGCAGCUUUCUACUGAUGCUACUGUAAAGCAGGCCCACUGCAUCAUGAGUGUUUUGAGAGAGCAGUGUGUGUUUGUCACAGAGAAGGGAAAGCUGUGUGGUGUCAUUACAUGGAAAGAGAUGAAGAACAUGAUUGAAAAACUGGCCGAGGAAAUCUGAUGAACCAGUUGGAUAAACGAGCACUAUUAGUCAUCAUACACUCACACUUCAUAACUCAAUGGAUCAUUUUUUGCUAAUCACAACCUCAAAAUAUUUCAUCAAGCGGUGAUUUGCUGUGACGAUCAUGUUCAUGUACAGCUCUAAUUACUCAUAUGCAAAUAAUCUUAUCUGUGGAGAUUGCUGUUGGCCAGCAGGCUGCUUCCUGGAACUGAGACAGUAGGAGCUCUUUAUUCGGUGCCAUGACUAAGGAGUCUCACUCCUGUGUUCUGUUUAUAGGCCUGAGGGCAGGCCAAGUGAUAAACAUUUAUUAAAAUCAGCCAUGUGUACCCAGUUCAAAUGGAGGAGAUGAGGGAGGUGUAAUUAAAUGAAGCAGCCGCUGAGCACCAUUCGACCUAUCGCUCUUAUAGGACGAGCACUCCUGGCUAACCUAACAAACCAAAUGAUAACACUGAUUCUGUUUAUGGCUGAAUGAGUAUGCCCUUCAGCUCAUGCUAAAAUGAAGACAGAAUGUAGGAAACACAUUUACAAAGAACACAACCCAGAUAGAUCAUAGCUCAAUCUACACCAAAAGGAAAUAAAGCAUGUCAGCUUCUGAUAC
Molecule: messenger RNA, 3828 nt
Organism: Ictalurus furcatus (blue catfish)
Lineage: Eukaryota; Metazoa; Chordata; Actinopteri; Siluriformes; Ictaluridae
Gene: clcnk
Product: chloride channel K
Exons: 20
Coding region: 1152-3230 (692 amino acids)
Biological process (GO): transmembrane transport; chloride transport
Cellular component (GO): membrane
Molecular function (GO): voltage-gated chloride channel activity
Source: RefSeq, a predicted model, not a curated record